Messenger RNA from Talaromyces marneffei, 2319 nucleotides. RefSeq lists its product as uncharacterized. Gene Ontology annotation, biological process: COPII-coated vesicle cargo loading; endoplasmic reticulum to Golgi vesicle-mediated transport; COPII-coated vesicle budding. Lineage: Eukaryota; Fungi; Ascomycota; Eurotiomycetes; Eurotiales; Trichocomaceae. Gene Ontology annotation, molecular function: zinc ion binding; GTPase activator activity. Bases 1 to 2319 code for a protein of 772 amino acids. Gene Ontology annotation, cellular component: endoplasmic reticulum exit site; COPII vesicle coat. The transcript has 7 exons. The record is from RefSeq and is a predicted model, not a curated record.
AUGGAUUACGAGGCGUUGAAGGACCAGUGGAGCGAUGUCGAGGAUCGCGAUGGCGUCAGACUUAGCUGGAAUACCUUUCCAAGCUCGCGCAUGGAGGCAUCCCGCUUAGUUGUCCCCAUCGGAGCAAUGUAUACGCCCCUCAAAGAAAAGACCGACACCCCAUUAUUGCAAUACGAACCCGUGACUUGCAAAGCUCCUUGCAAAGCAGUACUCAACCCUUAUGCGAAUGUCGAUAUACGAGCUCGAAUCUGGAUUUGCCCAUUCUGUUUGAUGCGCAACCCCCUUCCACCACACUACAAAGACAUCACGGAAAACGCUAUACCUCCAGAGCUUCACCCUCAGAGCACCACGAUCGAAUACCGAUUGGCCCGUCCUGCCCCUGCUCCGCCGAUUUUCGUGUACGUUGUAGACACUUGUCAGGAAGAUGAUGGUCUCCAGGCUCUCAAGGACUCUCUCAUCAUGAGCUUGUCCCUCCUCCCACCUAAUGCGCUUGUUGGUUUGAUCACAUACGGAACUAUGGCGCAAGUCCACGAACUCGGUUACGGAGAGUGCGCCAAAUCUUAUGUCUUCCGCGGCAGCAAGGACUACACCGCCAAACAGGUGCAAGAGAUGCUUGGAUUGCUCAAUGCUGGUGUCCGUCCCGGUGCUCCCCAGCAGCCUGGUCGCAUGCCUCCUCCUCCCAUGGGUCCUGCGGCCCGAUUCCUCCUCCCCGUGCAACAGGCCGAGUUCCAGAUCACCAACAUCCUUGAGCAACUGCAGCGUGAUCCCUGGCCAGUCGCAAAUGAUAAGCGUGCUUUGAGAUGUACUGGUGUCGCCGUCAGUGUUGCGGUUGGAUUGUUGGAGACGUCUUUCCAGAAUGCAGGUGGACGUAUUAUGGUCUUCGCCAGUGGCCCGGCAACCGAAGGCCCCGGUAUUGUCGUCGGUCCAGAAUUGAAGGAACCUAUCCGAUCUCAUCACGACAUUGAUAGGGACAAUGUUAAAUAUUUCAAGAAGGCAGUCAAGUUCUAUGACAGCCUCGCCAAGCGCGCUGCACACAACGGUCAUGUAAUUGACCUCUUUGCUGGAUGUCUUGAUCAAGUGGGCAUGUUGGAAAUGAAGAACAUGGCCAACCACACUGGCGGUCAUAUACUCCUGACCGACAGCUUCACAUCGUCUCAAUUCAAACAAUCAUUUGUCAGAGUCUUCGAUAAAGAUGAGAACGACAAUCUCCUUAUGGGUUUCAAUGCAUCUUUGGAGGUUCUGACCACCAAGGAGCUCAAGGUCACAGGACUUAUCGGUCACGCUAUUUCAUUGAACAAGAAAUCGAGCAGCGUUGGAGAGACUGAAUGUGGUAUCGGUAAUACUUGCGCAUGGAAGAUGUGCGGUAUUGACCCUGCUGCCAGCUACGGUAUCUAUUUUGAGAUUGCGAACCAAGGCGGACCAGCACCGAUGCAACAGGGCCCUCAACGUGGCAUGAUGCAAUUCCUCACAUAUUACCAGCAUUCCUCUGGUCAAUUCCACCUACGUGUAACGACUAUUGCUAGGAACCUUAGUGGCCCAGCUGGUGACCCGGCCCUUGCUCAGUCUUUCGAUCAAGAAGCUGCCGCAGUCCUGAUGUCUCGUAUUGCUGUUUUCAAGGCUGAGGUUGAUGACGGCCCAGAUGUGCUCCGAUGGGUCGACCGCAUGCUUAUUCGUCUAUGCUCCCGCUUCGCCGAUUACAGGAAGGAUGACCCAACCUCGUUCCGACUCGAGAAGAACUUCACUCUUUACCCCCAAUUCAUGUUCCAUCUUCGCCGAAGUCAGUUCUUGCAAGUCUUCAAUAACUCUCCAGAUGAAACGGCUUUCUACCGACAUGUUUUGAACCACGAAGAUACUGGCAACUCUCUAAUCAUGAUCCAGCCUACUCUCGAUUCAUACUCUCUGGAACAAGAAGGCAGCCAACCUGUCUUGCUCGAUUCUGCCUCCAUUCAACCCACCCACAUCCUUCUCCUUGAUACAUUCUUCCACCUUCUCAUUUUCCAUGGAGAGACCAUGGCAGAAUGGAGGAAAGCUGGAUACCAGGACCAAGAAGGCUAUGAGAACUUCAAAGCCAUUUUGGAGCAACCGAAGGAGGAUGCUAGAGAACUAAUUGCGGACCGUUUCCCACUCCCCCGAUUCAUCAUCUGUGAUGCCGGUGGCUCACAAGCUCGUUUCCUGUUGUCAAAACUGAACCCCUCAACAACUCAUUCUACUGGAGGAUACGGUGGCGGUGUGACGGCACAAACCAUUUUCACGGAUGAUGUGUCGUUACAGACUUUCAUGGAGCAUUUGAUGAAGCUUGCUGUCUCAGGCACGAACUAA